UAUUGGAUUAAAAAGUUCAAAACAAUUGAUUUGUUAAUAAUUCAUCCAAAAUUUUAAGUUUAUCUUUCUAUUUAUUCAAAUUUUAUAAUAUGUAUAGGGUUCCAAACGUUUGUAAGUUCUGCAACAUUAUCUCAUUAUUAAAAACUGGUAAUUUAAGAGAAAAACUAUUUAGAUCAAGAACCACGCAAAACUUACCAAAUAGUAUAUUUAACUAUAAAAAUUACAGUACAUUUAUAUAUUUAGAGCAACCACGUAAACAUGAAAAGGAAUUUACACAAGAUGUGGAACUAAUGAGCGACGUUGAUGAUAAUUUUGUAUCUAUGUUAAUGGAAGCUAAUAAGCGAGUAACUCCGAAUGGUGGUAGUGUGUAUGAACUUAAUUGUAGCAAAUCAAAGAAACAAAAACGAAUUUUAUUUAAUGUUAUUAAAGCGUAUACUAAAGAAUAUUACAUAAAGCACGUUGUGGGAAUUCCCGAUGACUUGCAGCCAUCAUGCAGUCCCAUUUCGGAUGGUGGGGAAAAACAUUUGGUUUGGACUUUCUUUAAGAGAUAAAAAAAAAUGGGAUAAAUGUAAUAAAUGCAAAAGUAAUGUUCCUGUGAUUAUUCUCAGACACAAAGAUGUUUAUUGUAAGGAAUGUUUUUUAAGUGGAGCAGCUCACAAGUUUAAAGCAUUCAUAGGCAAAAAUCACUUGGUUAAAAAAAAUGAUUUUGUACUUGUUUGCUUUAGAAGUGGUCAUUCGAGUGUUUCACUAUUACACAUGUUAAGGUCAGCGCUUGAUUUACAAACACCAAAAAAAUUAAAGCUCCGACCUAUAGUUAUUUAUAUAGCAAAAGCUACAUGUGAACCACAAUUUUUAAAGGAAAUUGAGGAUGUGGUUUGCAGCUUCAAUUUUCCAUUGUACUUUAUUUCAUUUAAUCAAUAUAUAAGCAAUGGGCAAGAAUUAGAUAAAGUACUAUUUGCAAAUUUUAGACAAAUGUUGGAAAAUUACCCACAAAUUAACUCGUUCAAAAGAACCAAUAAUCCAACAGCUACACAAACAUUGGAAAGAAUAUAUGAGCAACAGCUUUUAACUGAAGUAGCAAAACAUUUAAAUUGCAGUAUAGUUUUCGUUCCUGAUAUUUCACUAAAUGUUGCAACAAACUUACUUACAAGUAUUUCAUUAGGGAGGGGUGCUUAUUUACCUCUUGAUACAGGUAUUUGUGACACUAGAGAUCCCCAGAUAACUAUUGUAAGACCCCUAAGGCAUUUUGAUGAUAAAGAGCUAGCCUUUUAUAAUGUAUAUAACAAAUUAAAACUUGUUGUAUCUCCCAAUGAAAUAAAGAAGUUCAAUAACACAAGUGUGCAAGACUUAAUAGAUACAUUUGUGAGUAAUUUGCAAUUGAAUUAUCCUGCCACUAUUACUACGGUUGUUAGAACUGGUGAUAAGCUUGCAUUGGAUAAAACAGUUUUAAAAAGCAAAGCAUGCAAUUUAUGUAAGGCUCCAUUACUUAAUAAUACUUCAGAAGAAUUAAAUUCUGCCACUGCAACUGAUUUUUCACGUUGGAUAUCAGCACAACUUCAAAUUUUUAAAAAAGACGAAAGUUUCAACGAAUUUGAAAUCAAGCAGCGUGAAUUAUAUUGCUAUGCCUGCAGUAAAAUUAUUGAAUUUGUAGAAAAAUAACUAAUAAUUAAAAUACUAUGGUACUUAUUUUC
Agrilus planipennis (emerald ash borer) is the source of this 1691-nucleotide messenger RNA. RefSeq names its product cytoplasmic tRNA 2-thiolation protein 2 (gene Ctu2). Bases 475 to 1659 code for a protein of 394 amino acids. The record is from RefSeq and is a predicted model, not a curated record. Gene Ontology annotation, biological process: tRNA wobble position uridine thiolation. The transcript is spliced from 6 exons. Lineage: Eukaryota; Metazoa; Arthropoda; Insecta; Coleoptera; Buprestidae. Gene Ontology annotation, molecular function: tRNA binding; sulfurtransferase activity. Gene Ontology annotation, cellular component: cytosol.